Messenger RNA from Ictidomys tridecemlineatus (thirteen-lined ground squirrel), 1839 nucleotides. The record is from RefSeq and is a predicted model, not a curated record. NCBI's taxonomy places the organism in Eukaryota, Metazoa, Chordata, Mammalia, Rodentia, Sciuridae.
AUGGUCAGCUACCUAUAUGUUGAUCCCAUGGAGGCUGUGAACUUCAAGGACGUGGCUGUGGUCUUCAAUGAGGAGGAGCUGGGGUUACUGGACUCUGCCCAGAGGAAGCUGUACCAAGAAGUGAUGCUGGAGAACUUCAGGAACCUGCUCUCAGUUGGCUAUAAACCCUUUAAACUGGGUAUGAUGUUGCCAUUGGGAAGAGAGGAGAAGCUUUGGAUGAUGGAGGCAGAAACCGAAGAAGAUGAGAGUUCAGGAUGCAGGGGUCAAAAUGAGACAGAGACUCUCUAAGAAGUAGGGUUAAGAUACCUUUUACAUGAAGACCUUAUGUGCUGGCAAAUAUGGAAACAAUUGACAAGUAAAUUAACCAGAAACCAGGACUUCAUCCUAAGUCUUCAAGGCAAGAGGUCUGAGUUGAAAAAAAAAGGUGAUGCCCAGGUGUGGACAGGAGCCUCUGUUCCAGUUCCUGGAGAUGAGAUCUGUGUAGUGAAGCUUCACAGGGAGAGUUCCAAUAGCGUCAAAAAGCAAGAGUUUCCAAUUAGGACCACCUGGGAUUUCUGAAGAAAAGUGAAUGUGGAAGAAUCCCAGAAUUACCAGAGAAGAUGCCAUCAAACUGACAUAAAAAAUAAACUGUGUCAAUGUGACUGUGAUGACCAGGAAGCACACAAAGGAGAGGAAGCUUAUAGCCCCAACGAUGGCAGAAAAGAAUUCAUGAAGAAAUCACCCCAGCGUAGGGUCAGACCCUCACAAGAGCAAACCUCCCAUGAGGAUGGAAAAGGCUUCAGUGUUGGCUCUGACCUUGACCUUCCCCAGCAGUUGCCCUUGGGAGAGAAGCCCCCUGUGUGUUCUGAGUGUGGGAGGACCUCGGACCACAGCUCGUUGCUGACCUUGCACCCGAGCACUCACCUGGGUGGCAGACACUGCAGGAAUGGAAAUGGUGAGGGCUUUGGUCUGAGCUCCUGCUUACAGACUCAUCAGUGUCCACCCAGGAGAGGAGCCUCCAGGUGUCAGGUGUGUGCUCAGAGCCUCAAUGAGAACUCCUCUCUUCCAAGUCAUGAGCUUACUCGGCCAGGAGAGAAGCUGGACACCUGUGAGAGAGUCCUCCCCAGAGACAAAACAUGUAGUUGGGAGGCGUGUGAGAGGGGACACAACCAGGAUCCUGGUCUCCAUCCGGGAGUCCACACUGGAGGGAAGCCAUCUACGUGUGAGGUAGGCCAUACGGGCUUCAGUAAGGCCUCAACCCUUCAUGCUCAUCCGAGAACCCACACUGGAGAGAAGCCCUACAGAUGUGAUGUGUGUGACAGGAGCUUCAGCCGUAAUUCUCACCUUCAGGCCCACCAGCGAGUCCACACUGGAGAGAGGCCCUACACGUGUGAGGGGUGCGGGAAGGGCUUCAUCUCAUAUCUCCAUGUUCACCAGAGGAUCCACACAGGGGAGAAGCCCUAUAAAUGCACCCUGUGUGGGAAGAGCUUCAGCCAGACCUCACAUCUGCAGGCCCAUAGGAGAGUCCGUACUGGUGAGAAGCCACACAGAUGCUUCGUGUGUGGGAAGGGCUUUAGUCAGAGUUCCUGUCUUCAGGUUCAUCAGAAAGUCCACACUGGCAAUAAACCCAACCCACACAAUCAGUUCAGGAAAGGUGUUCUUCAGGACUUAGACCUCUCAUUUUCCUCAGAAAAUCCUUGUGGCAAAAGUUUGGAUCGUACUCUGUUAACUGCGAUUCCCAUUGAUCUUCCUCUCCACACUUCAACUAGACCCCAAGGACCCCCCUCUCCAGCCUUUGAGGAAAUUCUCAUCAGAGAAUUUCUCCUGCUGCUACACUGCCUCUGGUUCAGCAGCCUGUGA